Messenger RNA from Anguilla rostrata (American eel), 2847 nucleotides. Its product is annotated as ankyrin repeat, PH and SEC7 domain containing protein secG-like. Lineage: Eukaryota; Metazoa; Chordata; Actinopteri; Anguilliformes; Anguillidae. Gene Ontology annotation, molecular function: protein binding. The record is from RefSeq and is a predicted model, not a curated record. The coding region runs from base 1086 to 1901 and encodes 271 amino acids. The transcript has 4 exons. Gene Ontology annotation, biological process: intracellular signal transduction.
ACAUUUGAAGACGUGAGUCAUAUUUCUGUAUUUAAAUCCCACAAAGGAUAGUUGAACAAACAGAUUAACAGUUCCUCCUACGCCGAAUUGCUGCAAUUCGUAUUGACAUGUAUCAACUUGAAUACAAUUUAGAAGUACGAAGCAAACAAAGCAAAUAUUUCUCUUAAUACGUUGUGUCUGUGGUACGAAAACGCUGCGUGUAGACGGAAUGUAGAAGUGAGAAGGCUUUCAGCACCUCAGACAGCGAAAGGCGGCAGCGAGAACAGACACGCACCUGAGUGACAUUUUAGAAAACACGUGAUGCCUUUUUCGUUAACGACACUCAUCCAGAUAGAUUAUGCAGGAUCGACGAGAAAGCAAGCAAACACGAGCUCGGCGCGAUGGAACAUUUAAUCAUAACGUGAAUGUGGUCUUGUAUUUUGAUUCGUGUCAAUGUAUCGUUCAAUAGCCCAUACACUACUUGUUAAUGCUUAUGCGGUUUUACGGACGAGAUGAAUUAGACGGGGUAUGUUUCUUUAAAAUGCAAGAAGAGUUGUUUAUGAAGGACGAAUGUUUUUUUCAGGGUUAUGAAGAUAUAUUUUUUUCCAAAAAGGCUGAGGAGAUGAUUUCAUGAUCAGGUAAACUGCCAGCAUAGUGAUUAUAUUUACGAUGAAUUAAUUCAUCCACAUGGCUAUCUAUGACUAUGACAUACCUGCCUAUCACGAUAUACAAACGAAAAUAACUCAUUCUACGAUGCGCUUGUAUUCAUAUUUUCUUUUAGAACUGAGUCACAGUGUGUAGGGCUUCCAUGCCUAAAAUCUUAUGCUUAAAGCGACGUAGCCCAAAAUAAUGCACAUGAGUAAAAUGUAAAAAUAUAUUCAUAUAUCCGUAUUUGUGUGCUAAAUAAGAGAAUGUAUGCCAUUAAUGCCUCUCCAGCGCAUCUCCAAGGUUUGCCUGAUGGUGUUUGUGAUAGUGGAUUGUGAUGAUAUGCCGAUUUUUCAACCAUGCUAAUCUUCGAUGCGAGCAGGAGUGUUCGUUGUCCUUAAAAUAGUCUCGCGCUCAUACUUGACCACGGACUGAUUCCCCGUCCCCGUGUCGUUGAAGCUAUGGGUUUCUCGAUUAGCUCACUGUCACGGACGGAGAUCCGCCGUGUGAAGCCACUGGCCAAAUCGCAGCCUCCCCGUCGCUACCAACCCGCGCCAAGCUACAACUACAAGUGGACGGAAAUCCACUACGAGGCCAGUCGCGGAAACCUGGACAAACUGCGCGCGCUUCUUCUUACACUGGAGUUGUUGCUCUCGCUCUGUUCCGCUACUCCAGAUAAAGAGCAGAUCAACAGGAAAGACUACUACGGGAAGACGCCGCUCUACUGGGCUGCUUACAAGGGCCAGAGGUCAUCGGUGGAGCUGCUGCUGAAAUGCGGCGCGGACGUGAACUCGCAGUGCAAGCACGGGGGCACGCCUCUACACGCCGCCGUGGGGCUCUUUCCGGACUGCGUGCUCGUCCUCAUACAGCACGGGGCAGACGUAGACCUCCCGGACAUCUGGGGUGUCACGCCUAUGUACCUGGCAGCCUGCAGCGGGCAGAUCGCAUGCAUCCACCUGCUGGUCCAGGCAGGCGCCAAGGUCAACUACAAGAACAAGAAGACGGGGGAAGCCCCGAAGCAGCUGUCGUCCCGGCCGACGUUGCUAAAGUGGCUGGAGGAGCUGGUGCGUGAGCCUCGCUCCCUCCAGCAGCAGUGCCGCCGGGCCGUCCACCACGCCCUCGGCCCCGCCCGAAUCCCCGCCCUCUUCUCCCUCCCCAUCCCCUUCUCCCUCAGGGCCUACCUGAUGUUCCAGGACCUGCAUGUCCCGGACACUGUGGGGCAGAACCCCACUGAUGAUCACUGGACAUCGGAGCAGAGUGUCCUGGCGGUGGCCUGAGCAACCGGACAGUGGUGGGAGGGGCCAGAUGUACUGAUGGCUCCUCCCCCAUUUGGGACAACAACUCGAUGUGACCGAAAAUGCACGACUGAUCAAAAACCCGCUUUCACAAGCUCUGCAAACCUUCACCAACACAACCCUUUUGUUUGUCUGUAAGGACAAAACAAAAGCCAAAAGACUGGAUUGGACUGGGUUGAUGUUUUUCCAUUUCUAGAGACCCUGAGGGGAUCCAGGAUACCUUAGAGGGUCUCUGAUGCAAUCACUGGCAGAUUCACUCUCCCUGGAAUUAACGGACCUAAAUGAUUGUGGUCGCUGACAGACAUUGAAAAUGUAAGAGUGUACCGGAAAAGAAACAUUUUUACUCGCAUUCCCUUUAAUGGCUUUCCUCUGUGUUUGCCUGCACAGACAAUAGGCGACGUGAACGGUAGCUUUGUGACUGCACACGGGGGGCAUGAAUCGCGUCCCCCCGUUUUUAGAUAUAGUGACGACAGCGUGUCUUGCAGAAAGACCGCGAUGACCGCGACGGCCAGCACGUCCUCGGUCGGAGCCUUCCCAGCUUUGCGUGAACGGAGGCGGGGGAUGGGAGAGGUGCUGAUACCGGUUUCUCGUACGCGUUUAAAAUAGGUAACUGUGUCACGAGCGACAGAGACGGGCUUGAGCUUCAGAGUCUAAUGAAGACUCGAGGGGAGCUCCCCCAGUCCCUCGUCUCCGAUUGUUUGUCUCAGGAUUCGCAUCGGCGAAAUUUGAUCUCGUCGGCUCACGGCUCGUUUGAGAUAGAGGGAACCUUGUGAACUGGAAUAAAAUCUAACUUGUUUAAGAGAAUCUGGGUCACCAGAACUAUUCUUGAUACCAAAGCAUUUUUUUUUUAAAUUGUUUACAAUCGUUUUUUAUCUCGUGGGACAGUGAAACGGCAGUUCUUGGAAACCAGGAUGGGGUGGGGGGUGGA